UUGAAAUCCUAAUUUUUGGUAGUUCUCCCUACCAUUUUUAAUUCUUCCUAAUUUGAAUUUUGGGUACGGAUUCCGUGAUUGCGAUUUGCGAGCGCUGUGAAGCUGGGGCGGAUAAGAAGAUCGCCACCCCCGGAGGAACCAUCUGCUCGAAUCACACAUCUAGCUCUCAGGGGGCCCAAGCUAUCAGCGACCAUGGAGGACAAAAUCGCUGGACUGGAAAAACGAAUGGAGGAACAGAUUCGGAAAAACGAUAUGAAAUUCUCGGAGAUUCAACUGAAGUUGGAUACGCUAUUAAUGGUCCAACCGAAAAGGAGCGUAGAGGAAGAAACUCAGUCCAUACCUGCAUAUCACACGCACUCACGUGCAGAAACUUCAAACUAUCAUACAAACCUCCAAGAUCCAUCGUUGUUCUGCAAAAUGAAGUGGGUGCCACAGUCAGAAUUGUGUGUUACAAUGGAGGAGAAGGUGCAGUGUACAAAAGAGAAAGAUAAGGAGUUACUUCCCCUAGUGGAUAACUCCAAAUUGGAUUGGGAAACCAUAUCUGCCAAAUUGGAUACCUCCUUUAGGGAGCUGCCAAAUCUAUCCCUUGCACCUCAACGCAACUGUGCUUGGAAGAGGCAAGCCUUUUCUCCUAACCACCUAGAUCUUCCCUCAAAGAAACGCUGCACUGCUUUACAAGCCCUUGCCUCAUCAGUUAGAUCAAGGCUCCAGCAGUUUGCCGGGAUGAACAGAUUUAAAAAGAUGGCCUUAAGGGUAAUAGCUGAACAUCUUUCAGCUGAAGAGGUAGAAUUUAUCCAUAUUGCGUUCACUCUUUUGGAUACUGACCGUGAUGUAAGGAUUACACACAGUGAGUUGAGUGCUGGGCUAAGAAAGGUUGGUUCCCUGCUAGAUGAGCCGGAGAUCUUAAUGCUUAUGGAAGUGGCUGAUAUUGAUGGGAAAGGUUACUUGGAUUAUGGGGAGUUUGUGGCAGUGGCAAUCCAUCUACAAAAGAUGGAGAUUGACGAGCACUUUCAAAGAGCUUUUUGUCACUUUGAUAAGAAUGGAAGCAGCUAUAUUGAACUGGAUGACCUACGUGAAAGGUUGGCAGCCAAAUCAGGAGAACCUGAUGCCCAAAUUAUAAAUCUGAUCAUGAGCGAAGUUGAUACUGAUAAGGAUGGACGUAUAAACUUCAAAGAAUUUGUGGCAAUGAUGAAGACAUACUGAUUUGAGGGUGGGUGUCAGUGAUCAUAAAUUUUACGCUAUAUUGUAAAAUUUAUGUACUUUCAUGUUCCAAGUGUGCGUUUUGUGACAUACAUUGUUAGUUAUAUACACAUGAGAAGAGUAUGUUGUUUUUUGUUCAAUUGGAAGUGCAGUUGUGUUUUAACUUUUAAGUAUACACAUAUUUCAUCGUUAGUGCACAUUGGAAUUAACAAUGCAGAUCCCGUGAAUAUAAAGUCCUUUUAUUGUAAGUUUCAGUUUCCC
Messenger RNA from Cuscuta epithymum, 1461 nucleotides. Lineage: Eukaryota; Viridiplantae; Streptophyta; Magnoliopsida; Solanales; Convolvulaceae. The record is from the annotation of a GenBank genome assembly.